This is a messenger RNA of Acanthoscelides obtectus, 307 nucleotides long. The record is from the annotation of a GenBank genome assembly. NCBI's taxonomy places the organism in Eukaryota, Metazoa, Arthropoda, Insecta, Coleoptera, Chrysomelidae.
CAACCGUCGUUUUGUAGGUCUGAUCUAUUUUGACAUGGGCAUCAAAAAUCCGAAAAUAAUGCUAGACGACCACGACUACAGAUUGUACAGGAAGUUACCGGGAAAAACUGUGUGGCUGUGCAGCCACUAUUACAUCAACGAGAAAGAAUUUAGGUGUAAAAAUAGGAUAGAAACCAGUGGAAGGGUUGCUUACGUCAAAGGGAUACAUAAUCAUCAACCCAGACCGAGAAAGGAUAAAUAUAAGAAUAUGUUGUCACAAAUGGUCACCAUCGUACGUCAACCAUGAGCUUGUGUAUCACAAAUCUGU